GUUUGGGGUAGGUGUGGAAUUUUAUCGACCCUGGCUGCCACCCAGGUCGUUCGUCUCCCUAGUCUAAACUUCUGUACCAAACACUUCCCUGUCCUCUUAACUCAAAAUAAAUAGGAAGCGGGAAGGAGAGGAGGGAAGAAGUGAAAGAAAAAGAGUAAAGAAAUGGUGGCUUUCUCAGGCGCCGAGGAAGUUUCAGGCGAGAGUACUUAUAACCGAACAACAGAUUUGAAGGAAUUCGAUGAAACUAAAGCUGGCGUGAAAGGACUCGUAGACUCCGGGGUGGUGAAGGUACCUCGUAUCUUCUUCAACCCCUCUGAUGUCCACCUCCCUCUCCAUGAAGCAGAGUCCAUCCAGAGUCAGUCUCACGCUCAGACCCAACUGAGUUUUCCGAUCAUAGACCUUCAGGAAUGCAUCACUGACACGAAAGACUCGAGUCGAAGGAAGGAACUGAUCGACCAGGUCCGGAAGGCGUCGGAGACUUGGGGUUUCUUCCAGGUGGUGAAUCAUGGGAUCCCUACGAGUGUAUUGGAGGAGAUGCUGCAAGGCGUUCGAAGGUUCUUCGAACAAGACAUUGAAUUGAAGAAACCGCUAUAUUCACGGGAUACAACUGGCAAGAGGGUUUUACACAGCAGCAAUUUCUCUCUCUACGUCUCUCCUUCUGCCAAUUGGAGGGACUCCUUGUACUGCCUCAUGUCUCCUCCCCCUUUCAAUCCUGAUGAAUUGCCUUCAGUUUGCAGAGAUAUACUGUUGGAGUACAACAAGGAAGUGAUUCGAAUGGGGAAUGUUUUGUUUGAGUUACUGUCGGAGUCAUUGGGACUAAACUUCAAACACUUGACAGACAUGGGUUGCGCCGAGGGUAAUGCCCUUAUGUGUCACUACUACCCUGCAUGCCCUGAGCCAGAACUGACCAUUGGCACUAGCAAACAUGCCGACUAUGAUUUCCUCACUGUCCUCCUUCAAGAUCAGAUCGGUGGCCUCCAAGUUCUUCAUCAGAACCAAUGGGUAGAUGUUCCCCCCACCCCUGGAGCUCUUAUUGUCAACAUUGGGGAUCUUCUCCAGCUUAUAUCCAAUGGUAGGCUUAAGAGUGUUGAACAUCGAGUACUGGCAAAUAAAAUAGGGCCAAGAGUAUCAGUGGCAUGCUUCUUUAGUACCAGCUAUCUACCAUCUACAAGGAUCUAUGGGCCGAUCAAGGAGUUAUUAUCAGAGCACACUCCUCCCAUCUACAGAGAAACCACAGUCAAAGAAUUUACCACAUAUGUCCACUCAAAGGGACUCAAUGGGAUCUCAGCGUUGGAACAUUUCAAGCUGUGAAUUUCAACUUCACAUAUAGAAAAUAUUGAUCGCUAAGUACUGGGUUGGUCUUUGCCUAAGUAUUUGUUUGCUUUGAAACUUUGUAGACUUGUUUUCUCUCUUUUGAUCUGAAUGGGUAUAAUGCAACUUAUAAUUAUGUUAAUGAUAAAUAAAGGGUUUUGUUCAAUUUCCUUUGAGAUAAAAA
Molecule: messenger RNA, 1495 nt
Organism: Macadamia integrifolia
Lineage: Eukaryota; Viridiplantae; Streptophyta; Magnoliopsida; Proteales; Proteaceae
Product: 1-aminocyclopropane-1-carboxylate oxidase homolog 1-like
Exons: 3
Coding region: 163-1311 (382 amino acids)
Source: RefSeq, a predicted model, not a curated record